AUAGUCUGCGGCCGGCGGUUAGGUGAGCGCGAGAGCGGUCGGCGUGUCUCCUGCUGGGGCGGAUCAGCCCCCUCGUACCGGAUCAUUGUUUUUUCCCUGCGUGGCAAGCUGCCUUCAGAUAAUGUACAAUGGGACUACAAAUUCAUUUUGUGAUUGACCCGCAGGGGUGGUGCUGCAUGGGCAUGAUUAUCUUCGUCUGGCUUUACAACACACUCUUUAUUCCCCAAAUUAUCCUCUUUCCUCACUAUGAAGAGGGACAUACUUCAGCUGCAGCGAUAUUGUGCUACUACUUAGUCUCAUUGUUUUGUAUAGUUUCGUUAUUGAGAGCCUCCAUAGCUGAUCCAGGAAAACUACCUGAAAGGCCAAAGAUACCACUCACAGAACGAGAAUUUUGGGAACUAUGUAAUAAAUGUAAUAUGAUGAGACCAAAGCGAUCCCAUCACUGCAGUCGCUGUGGACACUGUGUUAGAAGGAUGGAUCACCACUGUCCGUGGAUUAACAAUUGUGUUGGUGAAGACAAUCAUUGGCUGUUUCUGCAGCUAUGUUUCUACACUCAGCUUCUUAGUUCCUAUACAUUGAUACUUGAUUUCUGCCACUACUAUUAUUUUCUACCUCUGAAAAAAGUUAACUGGGAUCUCUUUGUAUUUAGACAUGAACUUGCCUUGCUAAGGAUAUCGACCUUCAUGGGCAUAAUAAUGUUAGGUGGAAUAAGUGGACUCUUUUACACUCAGCUAAUGGGUAUUUUCACUGAUACAACAAGUAUAGAAAAAAUGUCAAACUGUUGUGAAGAAAUAUCGAGGCCCCGAAAGCCAUGGCAGCAGACCUUCUCAGAAGUUUUUGGCACUCGCUGGAAGAUCCUGUGGUUUAUUCCUUUCAGGCAGAGGCAACCACUGCGAAUUCCCUACCACUUUGCCAAUCAUGUCUAA
Emys orbicularis (European pond turtle) is the source of this 926-nucleotide messenger RNA. RefSeq names its product zinc finger DHHC-type palmitoyltransferase 21 (gene ZDHHC21). The coding region runs from base 129 to 926 and encodes 265 amino acids. NCBI's taxonomy places the organism in Eukaryota, Metazoa, Chordata, Testudines, Emydidae. Gene Ontology annotation, molecular function: palmitoyltransferase activity. The transcript has 8 exons. The record is from RefSeq and is a predicted model, not a curated record.